Molecule: messenger RNA, 918 nt
Organism: Rhodofomes roseus
Lineage: Eukaryota; Fungi; Basidiomycota; Agaricomycetes; Polyporales; Fomitopsidaceae
Exons: 3
Coding region: 1-918 (305 amino acids)
Source: RefSeq, a predicted model, not a curated record
AUGGGUGUCUCCGGUCGCAUAGUCUUGAUCCUCAAGGCGUUGGCGCUGAUCUACCGUGGUUCCGGACGCACGAAAUAUGCUCAGGAAGUUCUAUUCCUAAUCCAUAACAUGACUCACAUAUGGCCAGAAGAACUGCGCAAAAUUGUCCUGAACAAUUGGCUUGUCAAUCCGACCGGCAAGCCGAAUGCCUGGGUCGAAGUCGACCUCAUGCAGGAGCAUGAGAACUUCUGGAUCAAAGUAGGCACAAUCUACCGAGCACACGGGAGCAACGGGUCAUGGGAAUGGCUCGCCAUGAUAUCGCCGUGCAUCGACAUCCUGCGCCGCCUGUCCACGCAGAUGAACGCGUCCCUAGGCGCGAAGCUGGGAUCAAAGCAUACGAGUCCCAGUAUACAGAAGGACAUCACCGUGCUAAUGAGCUCCCUGCAUCACCACCGAGUUUACGAACUCCAUCCUGGCCGCGCGAUUGAUGAUGACAAGCCCAUUGUGCCCGACGCGCUGACGUACGGGCUCGAACUCCUUGAAGGGCCGCUCGAGGACUUCAACCACACGUUCACCAAGCUGCAAGCACGCUGUCGAUCAACGCCUCUUGUAGGCGCGAGGUACCCAGGCAUCCGCACGACCGUCGAGUCCACCACGACGGUUGUUCCGGCCGCGAGCUCCAGUGAGCCGCAAACAGUUGCGGUCAAUACAGCGCCAACCAGCGAGGGCCACGCAGAGGGCGCGUCAGAGCAGCUGGCGGACAGGCAAAGCGGCGCGGUGAUAGAACGAAGCGAAGAUCGCGAAGGAGACGGUUCCGACGAGGACUCAGAUGACGAUGAAGAGGAUGACCUUCAGCCGCAAACCAUGUUCUCACUCGAUACGCCGGGCGACGUGGCGCUUGAUCCCGAUCGUGUGGACAACUUUGAGUUUGGACUAUGA